Messenger RNA from Achroia grisella, 2209 nucleotides. Its product is annotated as glucose dehydrogenase [FAD, quinone]-like. The transcript has 2 exons. Bases 85 to 1935 code for a protein of 616 amino acids. NCBI's taxonomy places the organism in Eukaryota, Metazoa, Arthropoda, Insecta, Lepidoptera, Pyralidae. Gene Ontology annotation, molecular function: oxidoreductase activity, acting on CH-OH group of donors; flavin adenine dinucleotide binding. The record is from RefSeq and is a predicted model, not a curated record.
GAUAGGAGAAUAUAAGAGAGCUGAGAGACUCGUAGUUUAAGUUGUAAAUAUUAGUGUAGUAGUAGAUGUUUUGUGAGGGCGAAGAUGGAGGCGGCAGGAGCGCUGGCCAGCUUGGCACCGUCCCCCAUCACUGUGUUGGGUCUGAUACCACUCCUAGCACUAGGAAUUACGUAUUUCAGAUACCAACAAUUCGACCCAGAGUCUUAUAUAUCAGAAGUCAAUACCAUGAUGCCGAUCUACGAUUUUAUAAUAGUCGGGGGCGGCUCAGCGGGUGCGGUGGUCGCGUCACGCCUAUCUGAGAUCGGAAAUUGGACAGUCCUGCUUCUGGAGGCCGGGCAGGACGAGACCGAGAUCUCCGACAUACCAGCAUUAGCCGGCUACACACAACUCUCAGACAUGGACUGGAAGUUCCAAACGACCCCUUCAAACAACCGCUCUUACUGCCUAGCUAUGAAUGGGGACCGCUGCAAUUGGCCUCGAGGGAAGGUUCUUGGUGGUUGCAGCGUUCUCAAUGCAAUGGUCUACGUUAGAGGAAACCGCAAUGAUUAUGACUUGUGGGAAGCACUUGGUAACCCUGGCUGGUCUUACGACCAAGUACUACCCUACUUUUUGAAGUCCGAAGACAACCGAAAUCCAUAUUUGGUAAAUACGCCAUAUCACUCCGCUGGUGGAUUUCUCACCGUCCAAGAAGCACCCUGGAGAACACCCCUGUCUGUCACAUUUAUAAAAGCAGGCAUGGAGCUCGGCUACGAGAAUCGAGAUAUAAAUGGAGCGAAGCAAACCGGUUUCAUGUUAACUCAAGCGACAAUGCGGCGAGGUAGCCGAUGUAGCACUGCCAAAGCCUUCCUACGCCCCAUAAGACAACGGGAGAACCUACAUAUCGCUCUCGGUGCUCAAGUAACACGCAUACUGAUCAAUCCGGUUAAAAAGCAGGCUUACGGUGUCGAAUUUGUACGUAACGGUCAAAAGCAUAAAGUAAGAAUUAAAAGGGAAGUCAUUAUGUCAGCUGGAGCAUUAGCCACACCUAAAAUAAUGAUGUUGAGUGGUAUCGGCCCUGCAGACCAUUUAAAAGAACAUGACAUUCCCGUUAUAGCUAAUCUAAAAGUGGGUCACAAUUUACAAGAUCACGUCGGAUUGGGCGGUUUAACUUUCGUAGUCAACAAACCGGUGACAUUUAAAAAGGACCGCUUCCAAACGUUCUCUGUAGCUAUGAACUACAUUCUAUACGAGAAAGGACCGAUGACGACGCAAGGCGUGGAAGGCUUAGCGUUUGUCAACACAAAAUACGCACCGUCAUCAGGCAAUUGGCCGGAUAUACAAUUCCAUUUUGCUCCGAGUUCUGUUAACUCAGACGGCGGUGAACAGAUUCGAAAAAUUUUGAACUUACGUGAUAGGGUGUACAAUACGGUGUACAAACCAAUAGAGAAUGCGGAGACCUGGACGAUACUUCCUUUGUUGCUGCGCCCUAAAAGCUCAGGUUGGGUUAAGUUAAAGAGUCGGAAUCCAUUUCAUCCUGCGUCUAUAGAGCCUAAUUAUUUCGCUUAUAAGGAGGACAUCAAAGUAUUAACAGAAGGGAUCAGAAUAGCAAUGGCUAUAUCUAAUACGACUGCUUUUCAGAGGUACGGGUCGAGGCCUCAUAAUAUUCCCCUUCCCGGUUGUCAACAUCAUGUGUUGUUUAGUGAUGAAUAUUGGGAGUGCAGUUUGAAACAUUUUACAUUCACUAUUUACCAUCCGACGGGAACCUGCAAGAUGGGUCCCAAGCAUGACCAGGAAGCUGUUGUCGAUCCGAGAUUGCGUGUCCAUGGUGUUGCGAACCUCAGGGUGGUAGACGCUAGUAUUAUGCCCACUAUUAUAAGCGGUAAUCCAAAUGCACCAGUAAUUAUGAUUGCUGAAAAAGCCUCGGAUAUGAUCAAGGAAGAUUGGCUUGUGUUAUGACAGUGUUGUGGUAUAUAAUUUAUUGUAUGUGAACUUAAAAAUACUCAAAAGCUGUUGACAUUACAAAAUACUCCUAGUGUAAUGUUGUACUAGUUUAAUUAAGUCUGUAUAUAGAAUAUGAACAAAUUGUCAUUGUAAGUAACGAGUCUUAUGUACAUGUAAUAAAUAUUACCUAUUAUUAGGAUAAGUACUUAAUAAACGCAAUUUAUUAAUAGAUACUAUGUUUCAUUAAAUUUAAAAAUUUAUUGGAUUAAAUAUGUGGGAGCAGAUUAAU